Molecule: messenger RNA, 6777 nt
Organism: Ictidomys tridecemlineatus (thirteen-lined ground squirrel)
Lineage: Eukaryota; Metazoa; Chordata; Mammalia; Rodentia; Sciuridae
Gene: Pabpc5
Product: poly(A) binding protein cytoplasmic 5
Molecular function (GO): RNA binding
Source: RefSeq, a predicted model, not a curated record
ACGGUUCCGGGUUUCCUCACGCCCCGCCCGCACUCUACCACAGCUAUAAGCUCUUGGUCCCUUGAUCGGUCUAUCCUGAGGUAAGCAACCCCAGUCCACCGGUCCCCUCAGGGCCCGCCCGCCGCGCAUCUGCCCUUCUCUUGACUCCGCCCUGCAUCUGUCCGGACCCGCCUCGCGUCUGAGCUGACCCUCUCUACGCGUCUGUGAGUCAGUCCCUCCGGACCUGCCACGAGCUUCAAGCUUCUGAAAUCACCGCGCCUCACUCGCCUCAGCCUCAACAGUGAUUGAGUCUGCUUUUAGCUUGCCUUCGCCUGCCUUGGGUUAUUCUGUUCGUGAGCAGCUGUUUGGCCCAUAGUUUAGAGAAAACAGCCUUUUUUUUUUCUUUCCCAAGAGAGCCUCCUCUCUAUGCUAAGAGAGAUGGGGAGCGGGGAGCCUAAUCCUGCUGGCAAGAAAAAGAAGUACCUCAAGGCCGCCCUGUACGUGGGUGAUUUGGACCCUGAUGUCACUGAGGACAUGCUCUAUAAGAAGUUCAGGCCCGCUGGCCCUCUGCGUUUCACCCGAAUCUGCCGUGACCCAGUGACCCGCAGCCCCCUGGGCUAUGGCUAUGUUAACUUCCGCUUUCCAGCGGAUGCUGAAUGGGCCCUGAACACCAUGAAUUUUGAUUUGAUUAAUGGCAAACCAUUCCGCCUCAUGUGGUCACAGCCAGAUGACCGCUUAAGAAAGUCUGGUGUUGGAAAUAUAUUCAUCAAAAACCUGGAUAAAUCAAUUGACAAUAGGGCCCUGUUCUAUUUGUUUUCAGCUUUUGGGAACAUUCUCUCCUGCAAAGUUGUAUGUGAUGACAAUGGCUCUAAGGGUUAUGCCUAUGUGCAUUUUGACAGCCUGGCCGCUGCCAAUAGGGCCAUCUGGCACAUGAAUGGAGUUCGGCUGAACAAUCGCCAGGUAUACGUUGGUAGAUUCAAAUUCCCAGAAGAGCGUGCAGCUGAAGUCAGAACCAGGGAUAGAGCAACAUUCACUAAUGUUUUUGUUAAAAACUUUGGAGAUGACAUGGAUGACGAAAAACUGAAGGAACUUUUCAGUGAAUAUGGGCCAACUGAGAGUGUAAAGGUAAUAAGAGAUGCCAGUGGGAAAUCUAAAGGCUUUGGGUUUGUAAGGUAUGAGACACACGAGGCUGCCCAAAAGGCUGUGCUAGACCUGCAUGGAAAGUCAAUUGAUGGGAAAGUCCUGUAUGUAGGGCGAGCACAGAAGAAAAUUGAACGCCUAGCUGAGUUAAGGCGGAGAUUUGAACGGCUAAGAUUAAAAGAAAAAAGUCGACCUCCGGGGGUGCCUAUCUAUAUUAAAAACCUGGAUGAGACCAUCGAUGAUGAAAAACUGAAGGAGGAAUUUUCUUCAUUUGGAUCAAUUAGCAGAGCCAAAGUGAUGAUGGAAGUAGGGCAAGGCAAAGGUUUUGGUGUUGUUUGCUUUUCUUCUUUUGAAGAGGCUACCAAAGCAGUGGAUGAGAUGAAUGGUCGAGUAGUGGGCUCCAAGCCCCUGCAUGUCACCCUGGGCCAGGCCAGGCGCAGGUGGUGAGAAUCAGAAUUUCAAUUUGUUUCAGCCUUAGCUGGUGCCUAGUUCAGGCUCCUUUGUGAUAAGGGGUUAUUUUAUGCCAAUUCACAGUUGUUGUUGUUGUUUUUUAAGUGAAUACUUUCUUUUGAAAACAAAGUGAAACUAGAAAGACUUGUUCAUUUUAGUGAACAUAAUUUCUAAUUGUAAAAUUGUCCUUUUAUACAAUUUUUGAUAUAAUAUCCUUAGUGAUAUGUAGAAUAAAAUUUAUUCCACAUUUUUCCUGAACAGCCAAGGUGAGGCAGUUGAUUGAGUAUAUUUCCUUUUUUAAUUCAAUAAUACUUCAUUUAAUUUCUUCCAUAAAAAUGUUCUUGGCAUUGUCCUUACUUUUGAGUCCAUCACAGUGAAAACUUCUAACUUGCUGUUUGAGAAAUCAGCAGAGCAGGGGAAAAUGUUUAUUGGAAAAUGAUCCAAUAAACAUAUACAUAAUUUCACUUAAAUCAUUAUUUAAUAUGAAUAUUCUUUUAGAAAGAUGUGAGAUUUCUCUUUUCUUCCCUUAUUUAUUUGUAUUUUUCCCUUUUAAAUAUAUUGUGACUAUAUUGCAGAAUUGGUAGUGGCUUUAAGUAGUGUUGGGAGUUCUGUAUUAACUUCAUGCCCUGUUUUCACAAUAAGUACCUUUGGAAAUUAACAUUUUAUGUAGUGGCUAUUUAAAUUAUGAUUUGCAUCUUAUAUACCUUUCAAGGAAUAUUUGAUAUUCCAGGACGCUGUAAGGACCACUCUUAUAUUUCUAAAUUCCUUAGUUCAUACAUAGGUAAUGUUAAAUUAAAAAGAUGAAUAACUACACUAAAUUGCCUUUAUCCAUAGAUAAUUUAAUAUUUUAUCUUCAUCUUUUAUCAAGUGUCAAUGUUAAUAUUAAAUAAUGUAUAGAAUUAUGUUGAAAACUACUUUAAAGAUCAUAUAUUAAGCAUAUUAUUAUCCCUUGUAAAUUCUUGAAUGUAUCCAUAUGAUAACAAACACAGAAGUUUCAAAGUUAUGGAACAGGUUGUCUCUUGGUUUCCGUCCAUUGUGAGAACCUUUAACUUGACACAGUUGUGUUUAUGUCUGUGGCUGCUUGGAAAUUCAGAAAAAAUAAUGUUUCUGUUUGAUACUGAUGUUACUUAUGUCAGUCAACUUCUAGAUUGCAAAUUCUCCACAUUUCACUUGCAGUUCCCUCUUCUCGUUGUCUGCCUCCCAUCCAUAUUGCAUUUAUAUCGUUUUCAUUGCCUUUCUUAUGCAUACCAGUUCAAAUCCAUUUGAGAAGGAGAUAAAUACCUAAUUUAUGUAAAAUUUAAAUAACUGAUUUUAUAUAAUCUGAUUCACUUCUACCACAUAUUCAAACACAAGAAAAUGCUUUGUUUAUAUUGUUAUUUGGUUCUUAUUUCAUUAUAUAUAAAUCUUCAUUUUCAUACAUACUACAACAUAAAUAUAUAAUUUUAUUAACACUUGUUAACCUUUUGAACUAUAAAAUAAUGAGAAAAAACUGUUUCGGUUUACCUACAAAUUUAAUGUGAUUUAUGACCAGGUAUUUUCAAAAUAAAAAUCACUGUUUUUUAAUUAUAAACAUAAUAUUUGAUCAUUAUAAAAAUGUACACAGUGCAAAAGAAGGUAGUAAAAUAAUCACAAUUUGGAGAUAACCACUAUUAAUAUUUUUAGUAUGUGCAUAUCUGUCAUAUCUUUUUUCCUAUGUAAGGUCAUGUGUUUUUUACUUAAAACACUUACUACUUAUAUUGUUUUUAAUUAUAAACUGAACCAUAAUCAUAUUUUCAUGGCAAUAAAGAUCAAUUUAUAUUAAUUUAGUGAUUGCAUAGUAUUCCAUUGUGUGGAUAUACUAUAAUGUAUAUAAAAGGUUGCUGUUAAAAAAGGUUUAUAUGUUUUCAAUAUUUUUUUACAUUUAUAAACAAUACCAUGAUGAACAUCUCUUUCUUAAAAACAUUGUGAAUUAUAUGUGUUCAGAGAAAAAAGUAUCUCCAUGAUGUAAAAGAUUAUAUCUGCUAGCAAAUUAAAAUGCACAUCUUAUAUAUAUAUCUAACACAAUUUAGGAAAAACUUUAAUAUAUAAUCUGCACUUAAAUUGACAAGUGGAAAUCUAUAGAACAGGAGACAGUUUUCUCAUAUGUUACGAAUCUAGUUGCUUUACAUUAUUGUGUUCAUUUUGACAUAUCAAAUAAAAUUUUAAAUAGUUACAUUGGUAAUUAUCACAUAUACUCUCUGUUUCUUUAUAUAUAGUACCAGUUUUUAUUUAAACUUAUAAACGUAAAAUAUCAGUGUUAGCUUCCAUGUUUUACAAAUGUUUUGAUUCAAUAUAAAUCUAGAAAGAUGUCUACAAAGUGAAAAUGAUCAAGAAUAAGUAUUUAAUGCAAAUUUUGGGGAUUAUGUAUUUAAAUUAUUUCUAUUUUUCAAAGGUCAGACUGUAUUAACAAAAAACAGGAGAAAUUAAAAUAUGCCAAAGUCCUGGUAAAAUCCUUGUGUUUAUGUCCCUGCCAAACAUUUGAAUAAACUCUGUAAAUUCCCUUGGUGAAAAUCAGAGGGAAAAUAUAAAUGACAUUUAAUCUUCAUAAUUUUUCAAUCUUGUGUGUUUUAUUUUUGCUGAAAUUUCAUAGACUAUAAAUAAUUAUGCCAAGAUUUAAAAAGAAAUUUAUUGUUUAUCUUUUUCUAGUACAUUUAGUAAAACUAUACUGUGAAUGUUUAGGUUAUGAAUGGACUGUAUAAUAUGAGUUUUAUUUUGCUUAUAUUUUUAAAACAGUCACCUGUACAAACUUUAAAUAGCUCCAUAGAGAAGAAAAGUAAGAAUAUUGUGAUUUAAAACCUUCAUCAUCAAGGUUAUUUGGGGGGAGGAUCUUAUGUACAUGAAGUUUCACACAUACUGGUCCUAAUGUAAUAUCCAUGAUUGAGGGGAAAAAAGUGUUAUAUGUGUAAGUGAUAUUUUUAGUACAGUGUAAAAAGGCAAGAAUACAUAUUUCUUUAAGGAGAAACUUGGAAAUGGAAAAAAAUACUAUGUUCCUUGUAAAUAAAUGACAUAAUUUAAGGUCAUUUAUUUUAAUAAGUAAUGAUAAAUAUAUCAAUAAAUGACUGAAGAUAGGUAAUAGAAAUGUUCCCAGUACCUAUAAAAAUACUUGAAAUGUAGUAGGAAUUUCACACAUACUUGUUGAGUGAAUGCAUUCAUAAUGUAAAUUAUAUUCCUCCAGAUGUUAGCUUCCUAAUUUUCAUUUUAAUAUGUAUCAAAGUAAAUGUGUUAUUAUACAAUAUGUGAUAUUAUUAAAUAUCCUAUGAAAAACUAGUUCAGAACUGAUUGGUCACAUAGACUGGUGCUUAUGCAUAAGGUCUUGGCUAUGUGGACUCAUUUAUAUGAUGUUAAUGUUUUACUAAUGCAUUCAUUCUCAUGUUAUUUUUUUGUUUUUCAUUUUUGUCCAAUUCUUGGUCGAUUUGCCUGUCUGAAACACAAAAUUUCUAGUAAUUGUCAUAGCUUAAAUAAAAGUUUAUAUAUGGAGUAACACUUUUUUAAACUUUUUAUUUUUUUAUUUGAACACUUAUUUAAAAUUUAAUGGUAUGCUGCUUCAAGACCAAUAUUAUUCUGCACAAUCUUGCUACUAUGUUGAACAAUAUGACCACAAUUAUCCCUGAAAUACUAGUGUUUGCUCAUCUGUAAUGGAUUCUUAUACAUUUCUGGAUGCUUUUUAUUGACCCUGAAAUGUAACCUAACAAAUGGUUCCUUGGAGCCUCAAGAGGAUUAAUCCAUCCCUAGUGGCUCCAAGGGAUCAUAGUAUUUAUAAAUAAUGUGGCCACCAUUGGAAAUUUGAGGAAACAAAAGCCUAACUAGCUAAAAGUACUAAUACUAAAUAUAUAAUUCUUAUUAAUUUCAAGUACUUUCACCCUCAAAAGGUCACAGUCAAUUUUUAAAUAGCUAUUAGUUGGCACACACAAAAAAAGAGUCUUCUCACUAAAUUUCUCAUCAACAAUUUGGGGUCUUCACAGUUUAUUUCAUUUUUUAAAAAAGGUAUUCAAAGAGUUUUAGGGAAAAUAUAGGAAAAGGGGGAUGUGUGCUGAUAUUGUAUAGUACAACUUUUACAGUCAUCAGAGUCAAUUUUUUCUUUGGUUUAGAAUUAAUCAAUAAGUGAAACACGAGAUGUUGAGACCAUUGAAUUUAAAAUAAGCAUUCUAUACUGUUAAAUAAAUAAUUUUAUAUUGUUUGGGGAUUCAUUUAUAACAUCUAGAAGGGUAAACUAUGUUUUUGAAAGAUCAAGGAGUUUAUAUAUCUAUCUGUGGGGCUAUUUAAAAGAAAUUUUAAGCUAAUUUACACAAACUGUUUUUUUAGGUCGUGUGUCUGAGAAAUUUGGGCAAUCUAAAUACAUGAUAUGAAAAAAAUACAGAGAGUAAAUUGCAUGCUAUUCUUUUCAGUAUUUCAGAAUUCCUAAGCCAUGUCAAUAUGUGGUUUUAUUGCACAAAAAUUUGUUCUUGAAUAAGGGAAUGAAUACCUUACUGUACUCUUUUUGACAGAGGGUGGUUUUAUUACAUUAUGAUGCGGACAUUAACCAAGCAGUGCAAUUUAAGACGAAAUUGUUUCCUAAAGAGAGAAAGAAAAAAAGUAGAAAACAAAAUUUUGUUUGCUUUUUCAUUAUAGAAAUGCAAAUGUGGGAUAUUUGUAAAUCAACUCACCAAUAACUGAGAGAAGGGGUAUAGAAAAAUAGUAAUGUACAUGUUAGAAAUGUAAAUGAAUACUGUAAACCAUUAAAAUUCUGCCUAGUAUGAUAUUGCUUUAAGGUGAAGCAUCACAGUUUGUAUUCAAUUUGUAAUCUUAUCAUUGAUAUGACUACUACAGUGAUAUUAGACCUCAGGAGUAUUUCCAUUGUAAGUGAGUUUUCUUAAAGAAUUAUUGAUGCUAAUCAACACCCCUCUACUUUCUUACCUCCAUUCAAACUGAACCCCACCCUUGCAAAUACUCAAGAUUAUGUAGGGUAUUCCUGGUUUAUGUAAUUUGUCUAAACAUCAAUUCCAAAAUUUAUUUGUAGCUAUUAGAUAUGCAUGUUUGUGACACUGUGCAAAUUUGUUAAGAAAAAAUUUUCAGAAUUUGCAUGUUAAGCCACAGUAGAUGGUGGAAAACUUUUCUACUGUUUCUAUAUGAAUGAAUGUAUUUAACUGAAGAUACACUUUUUCAAAGAAUGUACAUUUCACAAUGAUGCUAAUUAAAGCAACAACAAAGCUA